AUGAGUCAGUCGCAGGCCUCGUGGGGCGGCUACCCUCAGUCUCCGGAUCCGACGCUCAGCGAUCCGCAAUGGUUGCAGCAACUGGCAUUCCACCCCGUCUUUACCUCGAAACUCGCACCUGACGGACCCGCAUCAUCGUCGGCAUCAGGUACAAGCUCUACCCCUUCUGGAGCUCAUACACGGCUUAUGUCUGUACGCGGUACGGAUCUGAUUGCUGUUGUUGACAAUGAAGUUCGCAUCGCGUCUCUUGUCGAUGUCAAAGCGUCUGCUUCCAACCAAUCCAUCGUGCCAUCUUGCUCUUCCUCCACCAAGCUGCCAUCGUCUUGCUCUUACAAAGUCUUGGUGCCGGGACAGGGAAUCAAGAUUGGCUUUGAUAUUCGCAGCCUCAGCAUCAAUCCCACUGGCAAGCUGCUUGCGUGUGUGGGUGACAGCCAGAUUACCUUGAUGGUCUUGCCUCGAUCAGGAUACAUGAAACACGUCGAUCGUGAAAUCGUGUGCCGUACUGUCCCAAUUGCCCCAUACUACCAUUCAGCCCAUUCUGAAACUGCUGUGGCCAAGGUGGACUGGCAUCCAUGGGGAGAGAACGGCACUUCUCUUCUUGUCUUAACAGAAGAUGGCCUUCUCCGCGAAUACGAUGUAGCCAAAGACACCGCGGAGCCGCAACAGACCGCCUCGUUUGUACCAGUCCAGGCAAGAUCAGUAAUACAGCGCAGCAGAUCGCGCUCGGCCACCCCGGGCCUGGCUUCUCAUCCGGACGCCUUCUCGGCUGGCCACGGUAUACGAAGCUUCGGUCUCUCCGCCGAAGAUGAUGACGCUACAACGGCCGUCAGCUUCACACUCUGCGUUGCCAAUACCCCAUCACCUCGCUCGACAAGCUUUGACCAAGAGGCGGAUCGAACGUGGGCUGAAGAAGCCACGCGCUCCAACAGUCCUGCCGACUGGUCUCCUCUCACCAUGUUUGGGCUGAUGAAAAACGGCGAUGUCUGGGCUCUCUGCCCGUUCAUCCCGAAAAGCGCCACUGUUCCCGCCGCAUACAUUCACAACCUCGCCAAGCUCGCUUCUUACCGUGCCAACACUAUUGAGUCGCAACAGACAUCGCACGUCGACACGCAGCUCCGCUACGUCAAUUCUCUUCUCAAGCAGGCAUCCAAGGACUCGGCAAAUCACGUUGGUGAAAGAUCACGCUCCGUCACACCGGCUCCAGAACGUAUGACUCAAUCAAGAUCGACAUCAGCAAUGAACCUUGAUGAGCUGACGGAUUCGCCCAGAGCUUCGGCUCAACUUGAACAAGCAGCGCAAGGUAUCGAGCAGGUGCAGAAUGGGCCAGUGCGGUUGCAUCCGCCUUCAUGGUCGUACAGGCAAGACAUCAGUCAAGGCGGAAGCGCGAAGAAGGCGCCAAGACCACAAGGCCCAUUCCUGCUCAAGCCGGCCCCGGUCGAACUGUGCGAUCAACGAGAAAGCAUGGCGUGUGACCUCGUCUGGACUUGGCUUACAGACGAAAGUUCAAGCGCUGAAUCUUCUGCUGCUGUGACGGGAUUGGGCGCACUUAGUAUCGUGGGACACGAUGGUCGCGUAGACGUGGCUCUCCUUUUCGAGUCUGUUGAGGCCGCGUGGGAUGCUCCCUCCUCGAAAUACCGUCCUGCCGCUCGUCGUCAGAGCAAAUCCCGCAAGACUAAUCGAUAUGGCCUGUCCGACACCGAAGACGAGGCAGACGAAUUGCAGGCUCUUACCCUCGAAGACCGGGAUACGUUGCCUUGCUUGCUGGUCUACGAAACUAUCGAUCUGGGUAUGCUCGACACGGCGCUCGACAAUGGCGUUUCGUCGCAUUCUGCAGCAUCCGAUCUGCUGCGUGGCAAGAUGUCUUGCAACAAACCAUGCUUUGUGCGGGAUCCACUAUACGGCGACACGAUCUACGUUUACCAUGUAUUCGGUGCACAAUGUCUCGGCUUUGCCACCUGGGUACCAAAGCUGUUGCAAGCACUCAACUUGCCAUCACAGGAUCAACUCGACAACACUGCGGGUGACGAGACCUCGGUUGUCCAAUCAGAAUCACGCGAGCAAGCGCUGGCCAAGAUGCUCCACUACGGUUACAACACCGAGGUGGUCUGGAUCGUCAACACGGUUGCACCAGAAAGUGGCACGGGUCUUGACAUGAAUCCGGUGACCGCAGUUUCGAUCUUGUCGGAUGUGUACCUGUCGUAUGCAUUCCUCGGUCUGACUGCUGAUCUCCAAUUGGUUGGUGUUGAGCUGUCUUUGCGCGUUGACCUCGACGCACUAGAUUUGGCAGCGACCCGAGAAGCAAGUUUGACCGUGGGAGCUACUGACACGAUCGAUGGCCAGAAGCCGUACGUCUCACUUCUCGGAGACGGACCUGCGUUCCAGCCGCCCAGGAUGUUUGCGCUAUCUGCGGGCGUCCAAGGGUUGCCGCAACAUCCUCGUCGAGCCGCGCUGUCUGGCACCUCGACGAAAUCCGAACUUGAAAUCACGCCCGACCUGCUGCGCGCUCUCGGUAAGACUGUCGAGACGUAUCGGCACGAGAUCCGCGACGUGGUUUCGGCUGGUAACGCUGUUCAAGCACGUCUGGAUCUGCAAGUACGCGAGAUGACGCGUCAACUCGACAAGCUCAACUCGAUCCGCUUGCGCUGCCAAGAUCUCGGCAGCAAAGGCAUGCUCGGUGAGAGAGUGGCCAAGAUCGCCGCAACGCAACUGCAACUCGUCGCACGGAUCGACAGGGCACUACAGAGGUUGAUGGACUCACACGAACCAAGUCUUUCGAUGUACGAGAAGAAAUGGUUUCAAGAACUCGAGCGUAUCGCCGACGAGGUCGGCAUCUCUCGCACAGAUGCACGAGCUUUCAAGGUGGAUACUAAGAGUAACAGGAAAUCGCUCUCUGCGAAAGCGGAGCUUCUGUCACAUCAGCUAUCAUUGCUUCGUCCGCAAAUGGCUGCACUGCAUGCCCAAGACGGCCCGCAGCAACACGGUUUGCUGGGUGGCGAACAGCUCAAGAAAGUGGAAAAGUUGUUGAGCAACCAAGCGGCCAUGUUGGCAGAAGCUAAGCAGAAGGUGAGCCAGCUCAACAAACAGAUCGCCCAAAUCAAGCCGACUCGAGAUGCUGCUCCAUUCGCGCUAGCCAAUCAGGAUCCACUCGAUGCCGAUUCGUCCGUCUCCUUCUCCAACACUACCGCUAAAUUUGGUGGUGGACAAGGCGGAUUACCAACCAGCAGCACAGCAGCCAGCUUUGCCGAUCUGUCCAGAAGCUCGCCGUUCCGCGGCACACACUCUAGGACCGGAUCGAGUUUUUUUGCCUGA
Mycosarcoma maydis (corn smut) is the source of this 3309-nucleotide messenger RNA. RefSeq lists its product as uncharacterized. Lineage: Eukaryota; Fungi; Basidiomycota; Ustilaginomycetes; Ustilaginales. Gene Ontology annotation, molecular function: structural constituent of nuclear pore; protein binding. The record is from RefSeq and is a predicted model, not a curated record. Bases 1 to 3309 code for a protein of 1102 amino acids. Gene Ontology annotation, cellular component: nuclear pore. The transcript has a single exon. Gene Ontology annotation, biological process: protein import into nucleus; mRNA export from nucleus; ribosomal small subunit export from nucleus.